UCUUCCGGUGUACGGCUCUCUGUCAGUUGCGCGAGUGAUGAGAGGCGCCGUGCGCUCGGUGAGGAGGGGCAUCUCGUGUCCGACGCUAGACUCGAACUGCACGCGCAUCGUGGAGAGCCUCUCCUCGUGGAACAGCUCCGUGAUGAGCGCGUACAGGCUGCUGGAUUUACCCCCCACGACCACAUCUGUGAGUUGCGAGUUGUAUGCAUUCUGUGGGGCUUUAUUUGGCAUCUGCUCCAUGAUCACUCUCAUGGUCAUCGCUGUGGAUCGAUAUUUCGUGAUCACGCGGCCUCUAGCCUCCAUCGGUGUAUUGUCUCAAAAGAGAGCUCUGCUGAUCCUUCUGAUAGCUUGGGCUUAUUCACUUGGCUGGAGCCUGCCACCCUUCUUUGGCUGGAGUGCUUAUGUUCCUGAAGGGCUGUUGACCUCUUGCACCUGGGAUUAUAUGACCUUCACACCCUCUGUGCGAGCUUACACUAUGCUCCUCUUCAUCUUCGUCUUCUUCAUUCCACUUAUCGUCAUCAUCUAUUGCUAUUUCUUUAUUUUCCGAUCCAUUCGUGGCACUAAUGAAGCUGUGGGCAAAUUUAAUGGCGAUAACAAGAGAGACUCAAUUAAGCAAUUUCAACGGCUGAAAAAUGAAUGGAAGAUGGCGAAAAUUGCUCUUAUUGUCAUUCUCAUGUAUGUCAUCUCCUGGUCUCCAUAUUCAACUGUGGCACUGACAGCUUUUGCUGGGUAUUCUGAUAUGCUCACACCGUAUAUGAAUUCAGUACCUGCUGUGAUAGCCAAGGCUUCAGCAAUCCACAAUCCCAUCAUUUACGCCAUCACACACCCCAAAUACAGGUUGGCCAUAGCGAAAUACAUUCCGUGUCUUCGUGUGCUGUUGUGCGUCCCCAAGCGUGACCUCCAUUCGCUCCACAGCAGCUUUAUGUCCACACGUCGUUCCACCGUCACAAGCCAGUCCUCUGAUAUGUCUGGACAGUUUUACAGAACCAGCACUGGCAAGUCCCGGCUCUCCUCAGCCUCCGACAGCGAAUCUGGCUGGACAGAUACUGAGGCCGAUCUCUCGAGCAUGAGCUCCAGGCCUGCCAGCCGGCAAGUGUCUUGUGACAUCAGCAAGGACACUGCAGAGAUCCCAGACUUCAAACCUUGUAACUCAUCCAGCUUCAAGUCAAAGCUCAAAAGCCACGACUCGGGCAUCUUUGAAAAGAGUUCCUCUGAUGUGGAAGAUGUGUCUGUGGUAGGACUCAAUCAGCCGGACCGUACUAACCCUUUAGCUGCUGGUGACGAUACAGACAUGCCAAUUUCAAGAGGUGCGAUUGGUCGGAUUCCCAGUAUUGUCAUCACCUCGGAGUCUAGCUCUUUCCUGCCCUCGGUACGGCCCAGCUACAGAAGCAGCCGCUCAAGUGUGUCCAGUGCUGGGGCAAAUCCACCCAGGAGGGACUCUCGUGGAGGAGUCCAGCAGGGGGCAGUGCAUCUCUCCUCUGCGGCUGAAACCCCUGAGUCCGCUCACUUAUUAGACAACCCUCACCCUCAGUAUCUCUAGUGCUUAUACCUCUUCACUCGCCGUGUAAAUCUUACCUUCAAGCUUUGUGUUGAGGUUUAGUGUUUUUGUGAGUUAUCCUGUUCUGUGGUUUAGACCUUUAGUAAGGGGAACUUGAAAUGAAGAGAGAUUAAUCAGUGCUCUGUAUCACAGAAUGUAAAAUAUGAAAGUCAUACAUUGAUGUCUUUUACACGUGUAAUACAUUUUUAUGAUGACCUCAACUGUUAC
Sinocyclocheilus grahami is the source of this 1765-nucleotide messenger RNA. Its product is annotated as melanopsin-A. The transcript has 9 exons. NCBI's taxonomy places the organism in Eukaryota, Metazoa, Chordata, Actinopteri, Cypriniformes, Cyprinidae. Gene Ontology annotation, molecular function: G protein-coupled receptor activity. The coding region runs from base 38 to 1540 and encodes 500 amino acids. Gene Ontology annotation, biological process: G protein-coupled receptor signaling pathway. Gene Ontology annotation, cellular component: membrane. The record is from RefSeq and is a predicted model, not a curated record.